ACGUACGGGGCGGGCCGCGAAAGGGACGCAAAGGGGCGCACGAGCACUCGGGGCACGCAGGCCGUGCGUGAGCACUAAGGCGGUGCCCGGGCGCCGAUCGUCCGGCUUCCCCCGCCCCCUGUUGCGUGUCCCAGCCGUGCGCCCCUCCGGGCUGCCGGGACGAUGGCGGCGCUAGGGCGCGGGUCUCCCGGCCUGCUCCAGCUCACCCUGGCUCUGAUCAAGCCGGACGCCGUAGCCCAUCCCCUGAUCCUGGAGGCCGUUCACCAGCAGAUCCUGAGCAACCAGCUCCUCAUUGUGCGGAUGCGAGACCUGGUUUGGAGACGGGAGGAUUGCCAGCGCUUUUACCAGGAGCACGCAGGGCGUUUUUUCUAUCAGCGCUUGGUGGAGUUCAUGGCCAGUGGCCCAAUCCGGGCCUACAUCCUGGCUCACAAGGAUGCUGUCCAGCUCUGGAGGACCCUGAUGGGGCCGACCAAGGUGUUUCGUGCUCGACACCUGGCCCCUGACUCUAUCCGGGGCAGCUUUGGACUCACGGACACACGGAACACCACCCAUGGCUCAGACUCGGUGGUCUCUGCCAGCAGAGAGAUUGCGGCCUUUUUCCCAGACUUCAAUGAGCACCGCUGGUAUGAGGAGGAGGAGCCCCAGCUGCGCUCAGGCCCGGUGUACUAUGACGUGGAGGAAGGUAUUCACUGUGUGGCCGGAGGAGGGGUGGCCUCGGCCAACCUGGAGCCUCCAUCCUGAGGAUGGAUGACGACCCGGGAUGAGAGACGGGAACUACUCUUCUGUGAAAUGGGGAAUGUGGUCCUGCCUCCCAGGGCAGGAUGAGUGAGAUGGGGUGCAGCUGGAGGUCAGCCUCACUUGGCUGAGGAAUGUCUGUUGUUGAGGUGCCUGGCCUGGGCGAGGCCUCGGAACCACAGAGACACCCCUUCCUCAAAGGCCUUGGGUCUCUUCUCUCUCACUGUCCCCAAUUGGGAGCGGCCUGCCUCUGCUGGGCCCCGGGAGGGCAGCCACCCACUGACCUCCCAGGUCAUCAGCCCCCUCUCUCUCCUGUGGCUUCGACCUCAUUAGCACCAAAGAUGACCCUUCCCCCUUCAUCCUAAAUGCCUAUGAGUCCUUCUUGGACCCUCAUCUCCUGCCCUGCUUACCUCCCCCCAGGCUGUCCAGCACAGGACUUUUGAGCUGGCCAGGACCUUGGGCUGCUGCCUCUGCCGGCCCUCCCUCUGGGGAAAGCCUUCACUGUUGGCCUUUGCCCCUCCCUGACCCCAGCUCUGUCCCUGGAGGCCACCCUUCCAUGUUGGGAAGGAGUCUCCCCCAGCCUGGUUGCCCUGGUUGGGUCCUCAAGCUGAGCCACAGCCUUCCUGCAGAUGGGCCCAGAGUGGAGCAAGGACCCCAUGCCCCUUCUUGGAGCUCAGCCCAAGAAGACCCCCAGGUCUUCUCUGGCCGUUUUGGUUCUGUCCUGAGAGUGGAGCAGCCCCCCACCCCCAUUACCAGUGGGGACCCUGUGGUCUGAGCCUUUGUGCUCAGACCCCAUCGAUGGCAGGUUCCUAGGACCCCCUGCUACACGCUCCUGCCCCCUGGUUGGGGUCUCCUCUCUUUAUUGCUGGCCUCCACUUCCCUCCCCACCCCCCAGGUGCACUCCCACUUGUGUGGGGCUGUUUCCUUUCAGUCUGUUCCCCCAGUGCUGGCCCCACUCUGCUCCCCAAAUGCCAGUUUAAGUGGUGCCCUCUGCCCUCGCCCAGCCACCCUGUCGUACCUGUCCCCAAGGGGCUAAGUCUUGCUAGGGAGGCUGGGACAUGGUGUGGCCUUUCAGGUUCUGUCACCUGAGCAGGGGCUUCAUAGUAGCUGUGGUUGAAACCCUGCUUGUGCCUCUUGGCAGCUGGCUGGCCUUGGGUCUCUGCUUCCUUUCAGCCCUGCUCUUCGCUACCUCCCAGGUGUGGCCUGAAGCUUAGGACAAGGGCUUUGUGAAUCACCCUUGUCCUUUGGGCAAGGAAUGCGGCUGUGCCCGAGCAGCUUGGGGACUGGACAUUUGUGGGGCCCAGCAGUCAGACAGUAAUGAACUGGGGGUGGUAGGGACUGGCCAUCCCUGCUGCUGUCCACCUCGCCUUGUCCCCAGAGGAGGGCUGUGUGAGCCUGGGCAGGGCAGCACUGGCUGGUUCUGGUUCUGGGGAGCGGGUGCAGGAACAAGGAGCAGGCUUUUCUGGGUGUGCAUUGAGCCCUGAUGGGCCUGGGCUCUGUACCCAGUGUUCCAGGAAGGCCCCAAACGAAAGACUGCUUUCUUACUGCUCUCACCCCCUGAGGACUGGAUGACAUCACAUAAAAGUUUAAGAGAAUUCCUUAUGUUGGGAAAGAGUUACUGAGUUGGUGUGGACUCAGACCCUGAGCUUUCUAGGGCUGCCUUGGGAGCUUUUAUCUGGCUGUUUAGUGAGAAUGCUGAGGCAUGAUGGCAAGUAGAGAAGGAUUUUCUGUGUUCAGAUGGAAUGGGGAUUUGGGAAGUUGUCAAGACUGAAUCCUACAUGAAGUUUCACGAAGCACGAAUGUUAAGUCCUGAAUGUGGUUUAAAAGAGCAAAAUGUAGAAGUGGCAUGCAUUUAUUAAGUGCCUGCUGUAUUUACUGGGCUGGGGAUUCAAAGAAAGGCACAAAUAAGCAGGAUAAAUGGGGGUGAUCUCGGAGGGAAGGCAUAGAGAUUAAAGACCAGGAAGCCUUGCAGAGGGUGGGAGUCUUAGAGGUCAGUGGUCAGAGCGCAGAGGAUAAUCGGACAGAGUGAGUGUCCAGAGGCUUGUUAGGAAUGGCCAGAAGGCCGGUGUCUCCGGAGUGGAGGCCUUGCUGGGGAAGGGUGCAAGUGAGUAAGGACUUGGAUGCCCAGACAGCUUGAUAGGGACCCCUGGGAGUUCACAGAGCAGGAGGUGACACCGCGAAUGUGGAGGACAGAUGGAAGUUCUAGGAAGCAUUUGCGUUGAUCGUGCGGUCUGCCAGAGCCGGCCAGGUCACCCCAGCAUGCACCGCCUCGAGUGAGUGGCUUCGUUCUGGCCGCGCUUCUUCCCAGUGCACAGGGUGCGGACACCAGCUCUUUCUCUUACCCAGGACGAUGUCCAGAGCUCUUCUAGACGAGCAAAUCCUGCAAUUUUUCAGCCAUUUUCUUGCUGCUUCUUUCUGUUUUGGAACUCUGUGGUUGCGCACGUUAUUUUCCCUUAUAGACACACUCAAAAAUUCCGUCCUCCAGUGGCUGAAUGGAAGGGCCCGCGUGGAGGCGGGCGGACCCCCAGCAGCUAUUCCAGUGGCCGAGGGGCUGUCCUAGGGGUGGCAGAGUCAGAAGAGAGAAGGGGUAUGCUGUAGAAGGGCUGGGCCUUGGCAACUCAGUGAGGCGGGGUGGCGGCAGAGGACAGUGUAAUGGCAGCUCAUGGGAGAGGGUCCUAGGGGUGUUCUGUGGUGGAACGGGGCAUCUGAAAAAGCCAGCGGACGAGGAGGCUGCUGACCAACGAGCUUGUGCAGGGUGGGCACCUCUGGAGGUAAGAGGAUGCGGUGGAAAGAUGCAGACGUUGAUCUAGAAAAGGCAAAGCCAGCGUUUGUGGGGCGAUUGUCUGGAAGAGAUGCUCCAGGGGACAGAAGGGAGAAUCAGCGGCAGUUCCAGAGACGGUUAACAGUUCCAACUGUCCCAAAAUGGGAUGGGCUUCCCUGAAAGUGGGGACCUGAACGUGGUGCAUAGGGCACUCAGCUCAGAGUCAUGUAGACCUUGGUUCACAUCUGUCAGAUGCUACGUGACCCUGAGCAAGGCACUGCAACUCUGCGCCUCAGUCUCCACAUUUGUAGAGAACGGAUUGGCCUCAUUACAGGCCACCCCCUGGUGCCGCCCUGCCAUCAUGAAGGGUCCCCCCUCAAUGGGGACUGCCCCUCCCAAGGCAAAGCCCCGGCCAUGCUUCAUUGGCCCCCCUCUUAUAAGGCCGCCGGCUCGGAGGCAGGGCUCAUCUUCCUUCCCCACCCAAGGGACCGUAAUCAAAUCAGCCCUUUCUUGUUCCUGAGUGUGAUGUGUCUGUGUCAUCUUCUGAGGCCCCACUCAGUGCCUUGGACGUCUGGGCACCAUCCCUUUGUGUGGUGGUUCCCUGUUAGAGCAUUGCACAGUACUGGGCACAUGGCAUGAGUUCAGUAAUGUUUGUUCAUUCACUGGCCCCAAGUCCCUGCCACUUCUAAAUCCAUGAUUCCACCAGCCUCCUGAUGUUGGUAUUGUUGAAGAGGAGUCUAGAUGCCGGCCUGCUAUGGACACUGGCCACAAACAUGCUGCACUGAAUGGGCAGUGGAGCCAGGUGCUCUCUGAGGUCCGUUUGAGCUCCAGAGGUCUGGACUCCUCCAGAGGGCAGCGAGUGUUGUGUAUGCCAAGCGCCCACCACGAUCCUUGCCCAGGGAAAAGGCUUCAUCACUGUUUAAAUAAAUUCAGAUCCAUCACAGUGUCAUGAAGUGGACGAAUAAGUCUGCAGACAAGGGGGAAAUCAGUGGGCAUGUCCUAAUUAGUUUAGGUUUUCAGGAAGUCUGACAGUGCUUAAUCAGAAACUGAAUGUCCCUGAACUGCCAUGAAACCAGGAGAGAUGCUUUUGGUCGCUGGGAAGAGAUGGGGACCCAUGGGCACUUCUCAGGCUGGGCCUUGAGCACUGCUGGUGGUCUGAGGAGAAAUGAGCAGUGUGUGCCAGGACUGGGCUUAGUGAUGGCCAGAGGAGACAGCCGCCCAGACAUGCUCUUCACUCUUUGGAGUGGUGAGGUCUCAACCUGGGAACACAAGAUGGCAGGCACAUUUGGGGAGACCCUGCCUUGACAGGAUCGAAAACCGGUUGGGAUUGAAUGAGAUGGAAUUUAACACGAAGCCCAUAUUUGGGUUCACAAAACUAACUGCAUGAAUGUAGGCAAGGGGGAUCGUGGAGACAUCACUCCUUUGAAAAGGACCUGGGGGUCCCUGUGGACCCUAUGCUCAAUAUGACUUGAGUGUGAUGCGGAAUUCAAGAAAGCUAACAUAGACUGCAUUAAUAAAGCAAUUCCCUAGGUUUAGA
Messenger RNA from Trichosurus vulpecula (common brushtail), 5033 nucleotides. It is a transcript of the gene NME6, whose product is annotated as NME/NM23 nucleoside diphosphate kinase 6. Gene Ontology annotation, molecular function: nucleoside diphosphate kinase activity. The record is from RefSeq and is a predicted model, not a curated record. The coding region runs from base 163 to 741 and encodes 192 amino acids. Gene Ontology annotation, biological process: GTP biosynthetic process; CTP biosynthetic process; UTP biosynthetic process. Lineage: Eukaryota; Metazoa; Chordata; Mammalia; Diprotodontia; Phalangeridae. The transcript has 5 exons.